CUCAUUGUGGGGAAGACGGUGUUUGAACAACGGAAAUUCAGAGGUCGCUUAUGUAAGGUUAUCAAAAUUCGAAAAGGGACCUUGACCUUUACAUUCGAAACAAAAGUGAACAUGCUCCGAUUAACAAGAUGUGCUUACCUGAGAUCUCAGUUGUUCAAGGCCGUCAGAAAUUUCUCGACAUCUGAAGGUUCCAUAAAAGAUGGUUGGGAAGCUGUUAUUGGUAUAGAGGUGCAUGCACAAUUAAAUACAAAAACAAAAUUAUUUUCAGAUUCGUCAACUUCGUAUAAUGAACAUGUCAAUACUCACGUAUCCGCAAUUGAUGCAGCCUUUCCAGGAGUCCAGCCUAGGCUGAAUAUCCACGCAGUGGAACAAGCUGUAAAAGCGGCUCUCAGCUUACAAGGGCAAAUACAAAAGCGAUCAACUUUUGAACGGAAACAUUACUAUUAUCCUGAUUUACCGCAAGGUUAUCAAAUCACACAACAACGAGAACCGAUUUCACGGGGAGGAUUCAUACAGCUUACAGAACUUGAUGGUGCAAAGAUACCGGCCAAAAUCGGUAUACACCAAAUUCAAAUUGAGCAAGAUACUGGCAAAAGUAUCCACGAUAUGCGACCAGGAGAAUCACUGCUAGAUUUAAAUAGAGCAGGUAUAGGAUUGAUCGAAAUUGUCAGUAAGCCUGAUAUAAGAUCGUCGUACGAAGCGGGAUUAUACGUCAAAAAGCUCCAACAAUUGCUUCAGUGGGUCGAUGUAUCCAAAGCAAAUCUAGAAGAAGGGUCAAUGCGCUGUGAUGUUAAUGUAUCUGUAAGAAAACAGGGUGACAGUCAAUUUGGCACCCGUUGUGAGUUGAAGAAUUUAAAUCGAAUUCGUAUUCUGUCAGCAGCUAUUGAUGCAGAAGUGACUAGGCAAAUUGAAUUGCUCGAAAAUGGAAUACCAGUACAUGUAGAAACUAGACGAUAUGAUGAACUUCGGAAUACAACUUACAAGCUUAGAGAUAAAGAGUCAGCUCCAGAUUACAGAUUCAUGCCUGAACCUGAUCUUCCUCCAUUAUUGCUAUCAGAAGAUUUUAUAGACCGUAUUGCCAAUUCUUUACCUGAGCUACCUGAUGUUUCUUUGGAUAGAAUUAUGAAACAGUACAAUCUUAGCUUGUUUAAUGCAAACCUUCUAUUACACGAAUACAAAUGCCUGGAUUAUUUCGAAAGAGUUUGUGAGGGGAGAGACCCAAAUACAGUAACAAAAUGGAUGCUCAAUGAGUUGUCAGGAGCCUUGGCAGCAAAAGAUAAAACAUUCAAAGACAACCCAAUUUCUUCAAAGCGUUUUGGAGGCUUGCUUGACCUUUUGGAAAAAGGAACCACUACAGUAAAUAAGGGCAAGCUAUUGCUUAAAUUGAUGCUAGAUGACCCUUCAGAACCAUUGGAUAUAGUGAGGAAGAAUGGAUGGCUUACAAUGUCUGAUUCAGCACAAUUGGAGAGUAUUUGCAAAGAUAUUGUAGAAAAGAAUGCCGAUAAGGUGAAUUAGUAAACCAUCAUAUAAACAUGUUUAUGUGCCCUUCUAAUGAAAGACAACUGAAUCUGUUAGGCCAAGGCGUUGAAAAACGGUAACUUGAAGUUGUUCAAGUGGUUCAUUGGGAAGGCUAUGGGCCAUACAAAAGGAAUGGCAGACCCUGUAGCACUUAACCAGUCAUUAAGUCGAUCACUCGGUUAUAAAUCUUACGACGAUUUGGCUGCUGCUGUUGCUGACGUUGGUCAACAGUCAAUUAAACAUGCAGAAAAGAAGGGGGAUAAAUAGACUUUAACGAUUAUGCUACGAUUUGACAAUGAACAUAUACUUUAAGUAAAUCAUACGAAUCACUAAUAAAAUACCCAAUGUAUACAUCUCUUAUGACUAUUAAGCAGCAUACAAAGCUCCUUUCUGGAUAUUAUUUG
Mycotypha africana is the source of this 1922-nucleotide messenger RNA. Its product is annotated as Aspartyl/glutamyl-tRNA amidotransferase subunit B. Gene Ontology annotation, biological process: glutaminyl-tRNAGln biosynthesis via transamidation; mitochondrial translation. The transcript has 9 exons. The coding region runs from base 112 to 1515 and encodes 467 amino acids. The record is from RefSeq and is a predicted model, not a curated record. NCBI's taxonomy places the organism in Eukaryota, Fungi, Mucoromycota, Mucoromycetes, Mucorales, Mycotyphaceae. Gene Ontology annotation, molecular function: glutaminyl-tRNA synthase (glutamine-hydrolyzing) activity.